AUGAGUGCGGUUCAAUCGCCGGUACCAGUGGCCGAUGGAGCGUAUAAGAAGAGACGUAGAAGAAGAAAGACCGGCAAGAAUGUUCAUGAAGCUGAGGCCGAGGUUGAGGUUGAGGUUGAGGUGGCCACUAAUGGCAUCAAGCGUCAGAACAAGAAGACCAAGUUUUGUGAUGAUGAUGAGGAGAGUGAAAAGGAGCAUAGGGUGAGCGAAGAGCAUACAGACGUGAAUGAAGAAGCUGGUGAUGUCUUUGGCAACGACCUUGGUAAGGACGUAAUCAAAAACGCUAGUGACGGAAUUAAAGACAGUAAGGGUAAAAAGGAAAAUGUUACAGGUCACAUUAAAUCUUCAUCUAAACGUCACCAGCCAAAAGUGGUUUCUUUAGAUUCAGACGAUGAUGAUGAAGGUGACUUCUUCAACCCCAAGAACGUGGUCUCUAAGUCACAACUACAAGCCAGGGCUCAAGCACUUCUCGACAUACGACAGGACUUACCUAUCUACCAACAUAAAGAUGAAAUCCUCAGACAUGUUAAUGAGAAUAGUGUUACGGUUAUUAUUGGUGAAACCGGGUCCGGUAAAUCCACUCAGAUCCCACAGUUUUUAAUGGAUGGUGUCAGUAACGAUAAGAGACAAAUAGCAGUCACACAACCUCGUAGAGUCGCUGCUGCUACGUUGGCCAAACGUGUGAGUGAAGAACACGGAUGUCAAUUGGGCCAAGAAGUGGGUUAUCAAGUUCGAUUUUCUAAUAUCACCAGUGCCAAAACCAAGUUGAAAUAUUUGACUGAUGGUAUGCUUUUAAGAGAGAUAAUGAUAGAUAAAAAUUUAUCUAAAUAUUCUACGGUUAUUAUUGAUGAAGCUCAUGAAAGAACAGUAUUGACUGAUCUUGUAAUGGGGUUCCUUAAACAAUUAUUGGCAACCACUCGAAAGAAGGAUUUAAAAGUCAUAGUCAUGUCUGCUACAUUGAAUGCUAAACUCUUUAGUGAAUUCUUCAAUAAUGCCCCUGUCCUCUUCAUUGAAGGUAGGAUGUUUGGUGUCGAUAAUUACUAUUUGACUGAAUCAACUGAUGAUAUAGUCGAUACUAUGAUUAGGGCUGUUGUUCAAAUUAAUAAUGGUGAACCAAGAGGUGAUAUCUUAUGUUUCUUACCUGGGCAAGAAGAAAUCGAUAAUGCAGUAGCCACAUUAACAUCUAUAAGCUCACAAUUACCUCGAGAGGCUCCUUUAAUUGUUGCAUGUCCUUUAUAUGCUGCCUUGUCUCCUCAACAACAACUGCGUAUCUUUGAUAAAUUGCCAGAGAACAAGAGGAAAGUUAUCUUAGCCACUAACAUUGCUGAAACCUCUAUUACUGUUAGUGGUGUGAAAUAUGUGGUAGAUUCGGGUUUAAGGAAAGUCAAAGUCUGGAGACAUCAAUUGGGAUUAUCCACAUUACUUACCACGCCAAUUUCUAAAGCUUCGGCUAAACAAAGAGCUGGUAGAGCCGGUAGAGAAGCAGCUGGAGGUAAAUGUUUCCGAUUAUAUCUGGAAUCAACAUUUAAUGAAUCACUUCCAUUACAACAAGAAUCGGAAAUCUUACGUAAUGAUGUCAUUUACCCGGUUCUAACCCUUAAAAAAUUGGGUGUAGAUGACUUACUUAAUUGGACUUGGUUGGAGUAUCCUGGUAAAGAGUCGAUUUUACUGGCACUCAAUGUUCUUUAUUCAUUGGGAGCAUUAAAUGAUCAAGGGAAAGUCACUAGUGUGGGGGAGAAGAUGGCCAUGUUACCUUUACCUCCACAAUUAUCUGUAGUGUUAUUAACAGCCAUUGAAAAUGGAGUUCUUGCCCCAGUGUUGGAGAUCAUUGGAUGUUUAUCUGUUGAUAAUUUGAUUCUCAAUGUCAAUGGAGAGUUAAGAGACGAAGUUAACUUGAAACGUCGUCAAUUUUGUCCCUUGGGUACCCAAUGGGGUGAUCUUAUUCUGAUGUGGGAAUAUUAUCAAGUGUUUAAAGAGAAUAAGCUGAGAAAUUGGUGUAAAGAGAUGUUCUUUAGUUAUAAAGGGUUCAAGAAUGUUGAACGUGUUAUCCAUCAAUUGAAGCAGUAUGUUAGAAACAUCACCGACAAUAACAGUGGAGAUAAAACCGAUAUUGGUGAUGAUGAAGACAAUGAGACUACCCAACUUUCUAACAACACCAAAGAUAUCCCUAUGAUUCUUAAGUCGUUUCUCAAAGGAUUCAUCACCAACGUUGCAGUGGGUAUGCCUGAUCGAUCAUAUCGUACUCUUAACCAUGGUGACUUGAUUAGUGUUCAUCCGUCAUCUACUCUCUUUGGGAAGCCAAAUGUUGAUGCCAUUAUGUACAUUGAAUACGUGUACACUUCCAAAGGGUAUGCGCGUACUUGUUCUUCUAUAGAACUAUCUUGGGUCCAAGAAGUUGCACCUCAUAUUCUUGGAGCCAGCAGAACCAGUUUACAUCAAUAA
Lizanozyma spartinae is the source of this 2442-nucleotide messenger RNA. It is a transcript of the gene DHR2, whose product is annotated as RNA helicase. Gene Ontology annotation, molecular function: ATP binding; RNA binding. Bases 1 to 2442 code for a protein of 813 amino acids. The transcript has a single exon. Lineage: Eukaryota; Fungi; Ascomycota; Pichiomycetes; Serinales; Debaryomycetaceae. The record is from RefSeq and is a predicted model, not a curated record. Gene Ontology annotation, cellular component: catalytic step 2 spliceosome; intracellular anatomical structure.